This is a messenger RNA of Fonsecaea multimorphosa CBS 102226, 1227 nucleotides long. RefSeq lists its product as uncharacterized. NCBI's taxonomy places the organism in Eukaryota, Fungi, Ascomycota, Eurotiomycetes, Chaetothyriales, Herpotrichiellaceae. The transcript has a single exon. The coding region runs from base 1 to 1227 and encodes 408 amino acids. The record is from RefSeq and is a predicted model, not a curated record.
AUGUCAAUGAGCCUCGUGCAUUGCCUUAGCGAUAGUGUAAGCAGCUCUGGCUCUUUCAGCAGAACCUUCUCCCGUCCCUUCUCUAUCUCUACCUCCAACUUCUCCGCCUCCAUCACCUCUACGAAGCGACCGCAGCGUCGUUCGACGUCCAAAUCCUGGCUCGAAGACCUCUCUCCUCGAUUCUUCACGGACACCCCUAUCUAUCCCGACGUCCUUCGGAUCAAACCACUUACUUCCAAUGGCGCCCCUCCUCAAGACCUCUCGUCCCUUCGCCCGCCUCCCUUACCGUUCAUCCCCCCGCCUCAAUCAAACAGGAACGGCCGCAUCACUCUGCUUCAGCGGCUUAGGUACUGGUGGCGGAGAGCCGCCGUCAUGAGAAAAUUCUACAAGCAGCGCAUAGCCCAGACCAGGCAAAAUCGGAAGGAAUGCGCUCUCCUCUCCAAACGUCUCCCUCGCAUGUUUGUCGAGCAUCCAGACCGGGCUGCCAUUUACGGCGGUUCCACCUUCACAGUUAAUGACAAGUCCUUCCCGAUUCCCCGAAUCUCCCGCCGUGAGUUCCAGCUCCUGGUCCAAUAUGGGUAUGAUAACUGGGGCUUUGCAUUGGCCGUACGAGCUCUUCCAACUUCCGAGAAACCUGAGGAGGACCGAAACAGACAACUCAAGGCAUUGUGCAAUCGCUAUGACUGGUUUGCCCGCAAUCGAAACGAUAAAUUGGACAAUGUGACCGACAACUCCAACUUGAGCCAUACUGCGCAGGCUGAGGAGGUCUUCACACUUUUGCAAAGGCGGCUCUUGAGAUGGCACUAUGUUGUCGUCGAUGACGCUUUAUGCAAGCUCAUCCCAUGGGUCCCCUUCGCUUGGACGGUAUAUGCAGCUCGCUUCUUUGACCGUUGGUGCGCCGAUUACUAUCGCAUAAUCACCGCCGACACGGUGCUUAUCAUGCGUCAAGGCGGAUUCAAUACACUCUCCGCCGACGACAUCUACGACUAUUGUGUGAAAUGCGCUUCUCCGACUUUCAUCAGCUACGCGAAACAAGCUUUACAGGACGGUGUCAAUCCUGCCAACGAGGCCAUGAGAAAAGCUAUGAUACCCGUUCUCGACGCCCGCGCAAAAAGAAUGUUGUCCAUUGACUGGACUAGACUAAAGCCACACGCGCUCGGUCGGAUUGAGCCAUUCAGUCGAGUGAAAGACCUUAAGCAGCCUGACUCGGUGUGGGGAAGGAAAUGA